Molecule: messenger RNA, 18648 nt
Organism: Xyrichtys novacula (pearly razorfish)
Lineage: Eukaryota; Metazoa; Chordata; Actinopteri; Labriformes; Labridae
Source: the annotation of a GenBank genome assembly
GAAUGCAUCACGUCACCAUGGCAACUGAACGCAGACACUCGGAGGGGAAAGUUUUAGCGUUGCACUCCCGGUUAAAUUAAUGAGAAAAGGCGACAUAGUUUCACGAACAAUCAGCGAGGUCUCAAGAGGUUAAACACAAGAUGGAUAAACUCGAUGACUUGGAGGGUUUUUUGAAGAAUGUUGACAAAAUAAGUGAGUAUCACCGAGAAGUGUUAGCUAACAGAAACAUUGAGGAUUGGUUUCGUCUGUGUUUGCUGUUUACAAUAACUUAUCUAAGCGGGAACAAAUUAUGCUUUGAAUUCUAUGCAAGAAGGUAAAAAAAAGGUAUAAUUUUCUAGGCAUGACUCGUUCAAAACUUUUUAAUCAAAAUAAACAUUUAGCAAAGAACAUCACAUGCUCAAACAACAGCAUGUAGCUAAGAGGGGAGAGUGGGGUAAGUUGAGCCAAAGGGUCCACCAAGUCCAUCAUUUUAGCUUAGAGGACUAAUAAAGUCAACAUAGUAGUUCUGGGGUAAGUUGAGCCAGUGACUCAACUGAGAAAGUGAAGAAGUCUGAUGAGAGGAUCAGAGUUUCAGUUCAGAUUGUUGAAAUGUGUUACUUUUUAUUAUCAGAAAUACAGCUGUGAAUGUUCUGAAUCACUUCCUCAUGUUAAAAUGGCUUGUUACAAAACAGCUUUUUAGCAGUUAUAUGUAAUAAUAAUAAUAAUAAAUUUAAUUAUUGUACCAGCCGAAUAGCGUAUAAUAGAUAAAAAUACACAUGAAUGUGAAGAAGUGACUGUUAUUUAGGGAGAGAGAAAGUGAGGGAGGGCUGGGGUGGAGACUGGGGGGUAGUAGGGAUACGGCUCAACUUACCCCAUACAUGGGGUAAAUUGACCAUAGGAGACCACUUUUUUUGCCAUGCUAUAGUAUCAAGACAGUUAUGGUUACACUCAUUCUGUUGGUUUGCAGGGAUGCACAACAUCCUGAAAUAUCUGCAGAUACACUAGUUAGAGACAAAACUAUGAUUGCCUUGAUGUAGUGAUACGAAAUAUGAAAAAUGGCUCAUUUUACCCCACUCUCCCCUACCACAUGGACAUGUGAGCACAUGUGCGCCAAGGACAUUAACGCAAACAACCGUGUCUUUUCAGGUGAGCUGGUAAAGGAUCUAAAAUCCUCAGAUGCCGAAGUCCAGCAAAAAGCAAUAGAGAAAGCUGAUUACUUCAUCGCAGAUCUAGAUGAACACUGCAGGACGAAAGACAACAAGACGACUAUUAACACAAACCCACCACCUCAGCCUUCCUCGGUACAGACAUGCACACAAGUACAGUCCUCUGUUGCUCCCUGUCCAUCGCACUUUCUUUCUUUCUUUCUAUUAUUGUUUUUUCUUUCUAUUAUUGUUUCUGUCUAUCAAACAGUACACACAAAGAUAACACCGACUUGUUGUGUUAAUUAUUUUGACCAGUCUUGUCAGAUUAGAAAGACAAGGGCAGUUUAUAUAGGUUGUGAUAGUUACUUGUUUUUGGUUGACAAUCUUUAAAUAGCUCUUUGUCUGUUUUUUUCUUUUUUCAGAGUCUGCAGAAUGACAGUCAAGGUAAGCAAACAAUUUGGUUGUUCAUUCAGACUGAGAUAAUGAUUCUUUAUUUUGUAUACCAUAACUGUCUCUCAGAGUCAAACAGGAAAUAAAGAAGUUAAAGGUAUAUUCCAGCGUAAAAUUAAUUUAGGGUCAAAUACACCGUAACACUGAGUUAGACACCCUUCCUUGAGAUGAAUGUUGCUGACCACUUGCUUCUCUACCAACUUUAGUAACGACCGCACGAUAGCAAUACACACAAACCUCAACCAAAACGCCACUCUAUAGCCACAAAUAAUGCUCAGAACAGCACCUAACUUCAUCAACAGUACAUAUAGGGUCCCAGCCAUAGUACUAGCCAACAAACAUCUUCUUAGCUUUGCCUAAUUUCUUUAGCAAAGAGAAUAAACACAACUCACCCACUCUCUUCCAGCAGCCGAUUAUUUGUAGCGAGACCUCAGGUCAGUCCAAUAUGGACUGCAGCGGGGUGACACAGCUCAAGGAAGAAUAUUUAUGAUAAUUUCUUCAUGGAAAUGCAAUCAGACCGAGACGCUAAGGCAGAAAAUCUACAGUGUCUGCAGUGCAAAAUGAUCAAUAUGGUGAUUAUUACUUCAAGGAAAUGAUAAAGUAAUGAUCAUAGCAGUUGUUAAUAUAAACAUCCUUGCCAAUGAAGCACACCAGGUCUUGGAAUAUAUUUGUCCACCUUUCUUUGUUGGUUUCAUCCAGAAAUUGUAACCUAUUCUGUGCCGCGUGUGGUUGUUGUUCAGCGUACAGUGUGAUCAUACAGUAGUUUCUUAUUACACCUUGUUCCUAUUAUUAUGAGGCCACGUUGCAGUUUAGAGUAGACAUGACAUUUUCCUGUGACACAGUGAGUUGUUUUAAUCAACUGUGCUUGUUUGGUAAGUGGAUGACUCAUCAUGUGUAAUACUAGAAAAAGAGUCACAAGGUGUGACUCUUUUUCUUCAGGAUUUCCUGUCACAGGGUGUGCUAUUUUUUGUGGUAGAGGUUUAAUAAGGCAGUGUGGUGACUCUUUUAUCAACCUUUUAGUAUGUCCUGGUGAGGAGGGCAUGGACAAAAUGACUGGACGUCCUUGUGUUUUUGAAGACCUCUCAGGAAAUUGGGUGUUCAGGCCUCCAAGCCACACUAGCUGGAGCUAACUCGAGGUUAAGAUGCAUUUUUGUAUGGCAAGAAGUCACGAUGAUAAACCUGAACGCUUGUAUUAGUUUUUUCUUAAGAUCCUCCUUGUAUACACUUCCUUUUAACCCCAGCCACCUGAAAGUGGUAUUCAAUGUCAAACAACUUUUUAUCCAAUUUAGCCCUCUUUUCUUUUCAUCCAAAGGUAAACCUCAUUGAAAAAUGUUGCUGCAAAUAUGUAAACCUUUCAAAAGAGUGUGUGUCUAACUGUGUAACUAUUAAAGCUGACCUAUCAAAAAUUCAAUUCACUGAAAUGCAAAAGAGAAAUAACUGUGCUUGAAGCUUUGGGAGACAGAAAAAUAGAUUUUAAAUUACUCCCCUCUGAUAUUUAUUACUCUGGACACAGAGCAAUACUGAAUCUGUCUUUGGGAGAACAUUUUUGCAUGAAUUAUUCCGAACAGUUAGAACUUUGUGAGAUUUUAUUGUUCACCAAACCCAACCAUUAAAACUAAGUUUUCAAAGUAUAUUUCUGACCCUGUUCAGAUUAUUUUUCCUUGUUCAAAACUUUGACAAGAAAGACCUGAAUUUGAAAGUCAUACACAGGUUUAAAUAUCGCGUAUGCAGACAGAUUCAAUCAGUUCCUCUGUCUGUUCGAGCGCUCAUGCUGAAGAACAUUUUUCUUUUGCAUCUAGAGAAUUUUAUGAAGAUUGUGGAGAGGGACGCUGAAGAGAGAAGAGUCAGAAGGAUUGAAAGAGAGAAAAAGGCAACUGGUGUGUGUGAUCCUCUCUUAAAUCAUCUUGCUGGAAGUGAAACGUUGUCGUCUCUUUUCUCGCUGUUUGGCUUCCGUUACAUUCCUUUUAAUCUUAUACUGUUUGUGCCACUGUAGCUCUGAAAGACAAGGGGAAUGACGCUUUUGUUCACGGAGACUAUGAAACUGCUGUGAAGUAUUACAGUGACGGUUUAGAAGAACUACGGGACAUGCAGCCAUUGUACACCAAUCGAGCACAAGUAAAUAUCUGUAAUCUGUGAUAUUCUCCUUUUACAAAUUGGCUAUUCAGUCUUUUCUCAUCUUUAAGCCUGAAGAGUUAUUCAAAGAUUUUUGAUCGGUCUAACUUUAUACUGUUUAUAUGUGUAUUGAAGUUAAUUAAACAAUCAGUAAGUUCUCUAUGAAAGUCUGCGUGAUAUUUCAAUAACCAAAUCUUUUUCCAUGCAUGGCCAGAUCUGUUCUUUUUACCCAGUUAUAUGUAAUGUUUUGAUUUAUUCAGGCAUACAUCAAGCUGGGAAAGUACGAGGAAGCCAUCAGUGACUGUGAAUGGGCCCUGAGGGUAAGGCUUUAACGGUGAUAGUGGUCAGUCAUUUCCUGCCAUAUACAUCAUGUCGACACCUGACACACACUGUAGACCUGACUGCCAAGUGGAGUGAAGUUGUGAAUGAAAACACUGCGUCCUGCUUUGCACUCAAACUUCAGUGAUAAUUGCAGGUUGUGUGGGUCAUGAAAGAAAUGAACCCUGAAUAACUGGACAGAAAUGAAAAGUGUGCUAAAGUUCCCUAUAAUUUACCGGCUUGCUUGGAGUUAUGUGCCUUUCAGGCUUCUUGAACGAAAUCCAAGUUAACAAUAAAAAGCAGUCUAGUUUUGGAUUAUAAAUAUUCUCCAUUAUGAUCUAUCUCUUUAACUCUGCUGGUGUUCACAGUGCACAAACAUUAAAUCAUCAUCAUGUAAAUGGGUUGCUGAUGAGUCACUAAUACAAUCCCAUGACCAUUUUCCUCUAUCAGUGUAAUGAGAAGGGCAUAAAGGCUUACCUACUCAUGGGGAAAGCAUAUCUGGCUUCUAAGAAAUAUAAUGAGGUGAGUAUGAUUACCUUUCACUGCAUCUAAUCACACCGUAUUUUUUUACACACGGCUCUUGCAUACAAAUAACCUCGCCUGGUACCAUCUAAGUAAAGCAGAAACACGGCUUUAUUUCCAGGGUUGUGUACGCAUGAUGAAGUCGAGCCGUUCAAGCCUUACAAAACCUUUUUAAAAGACUUGACUUUAGGGAUUAAAACAUGUUCACUUUAAGUUGUCUUACAUUUAGUGUCAGAAUCUAAAGACACUUUUUUUUUCUCCUUUUCAGUCAAGAAGCUACUUUGAAAAGAUAAUAGAAAUAGAUCCUGGGAGAGACAAAUUGGUGAAAGGUAAUGACUUUUUUAAGGUUGGAAAAAACAGAACCAGACUUAAAUUAUUACUUCAUUACUGUCCCUAUUGACCAUGUAUUGUGUCCCUACUUCUUUAGUUUAGUACACAUUCAGCUUUACUUUAACUCCAUGCAAUCAUUUUAACAUUAUUUAAAGCGGUUUUGCCAUAAUCAUCUCGAAAUUGAACUUAAUAUGAAACUAUUAUAGUUAUUUUUUCCGGGUUUUGGUCUUGAUAGCAUUUUAAGUUGCAGCUCCAAAGGGUCAUUUGGUUUAUUACACAGCGUAAUUAUGUUCCUCACUAGUUUUUGCUUUUACGAUAUAUAAAGUUUUGGGCAACAGACCUAUCCUGCUCUGCCUUGUUUACAGAAAUCCAUCACAGUAGAAAAGACUUUUCGUUUUCUCAUUACCAUGUCAGCAGUCUCUCUUCUGUCUUUAACCUCCUUUACUGGAUCUCUUCAGACUUCCUGACACAAGUAAACUCGGCAGAAGAGAAAGAGAGUCAGGAGAUAAAGGCGAUGCAAGAGUUUGAGAAGGGAGAAGUCAAGGCAAUGAGAGUGCCGCAGCUGCUGGAGAAGCUGUCAAAGCCCGGCCAGAUGCCCCUCUACUACCGCGGAGGACUGGAGAUUCUGUCACAAGCAGUUACCGACUGUGAGUGUGCUGACUAGAGAAGCUUCACACAAUUACUUUAACCCUUUAAUCUCUUUGUCUCUACUCCUUCACCAUAAAAUGUGCUCCACAUGUCCCCUUGUUGUCCCGGUUACGCAGAGGCUAAAAGAUUCUUUAGUAUGGAAAAGGCCUGAAAAGUCAAGAGGACUUAAAGGAGAAAAGAGGAGUUGAUGUCAUGCCUGAGGACUCACAAUAGAGAAAGGGGACUUUACAGAUUUCUUCUCAUGCUCCAUUUGCUUGUCACACUGAGCACAUUUUCAGUAUGGAGAGCAAGGAUAGGUACACUAUAAGACCUUCGCUGCAUCACUGCUGCUGUCUAUUGGGCCUGUGUGCACAAGACAGGGCUAUAUGUCACUUCAGUACACAACACUAUAUGAUAACCCUUAGACAGUCGUUUGAAAUUUGCAGUGCAGAGCAGUUUUUGUUUGUGUUUAUUCUGUUGUCAGAUCAACACUAGCAGGUUUUACACGAGUUUGCAAUGGCAGCUGAUGAGUGAAACCUCCAGUGAGAGUCUGAUUUGAUAUAUGAUCUGAUAAUGAUCAUCCCUAUCAUCAGUUUAAGACAGUCCCUUGAUAUAUACAGUAAGUGUUGAUGUAAUUUGGUUGUUGGACUGCUGAGUGAGCUGUUUCAUGUCAGCAGUGUCAGCUGUUCCUUCAUUAAAAGACACUUUAAGCACUUUUAGUCUCUUGAAAUGAAAUCUCUGUUAUUUGGAUAUUGUGAUAGCCUUCAUUAAUGGCAAAGGGCUGUGUAGGCAAUAUGAGUUCUAUUAGGGGUAUGGUGCAGAUAUAUGGAGGGGGGUUGUUACUGGAAGGCUGCAAACACUAUUAAGCCUUCUGGAGCUGUCUCAGGUGCAAUUUAAUGAACACCUGUUAUAGCAGGUGUCCAUUUCAUAACCUCAGAGGCAGACCUGCACUCAACCCUGUCAGAGUAGGCAGACGGUGAAAAGGAUGAUGAUACCUGUCUUUUGGCUUUGUGCAUUUAUGACAACAUAACAAGAGGUGCCUAAGGUAGACUGCAGCACUGGACAAGCCUGGUGUUAUUAGUGCUUAUAUUUGAUGAAGAGGGAGCUGUGCUUAGGGCACGCAGAUUUUAUAGAAAUCUCUUUUGAUUGUUGAAAAGAGGGCACAUGAACAAGCUUUGGUCCACAGCAGAGCAAAAAAUCCUGUAAAACCCCUGACUGCCAUAUAAUGAAACAGAUAUCUUUUAUUUAUCCUUCCUUAAGGAGUUUCAAGCUGGCUAUGCAACUGGAUCUAACUAAAAGGGAUCAUUAUUAACACAAUUGACUUUUUCUUUUGAGUCGUUAUAAGUGCUUUUGAAUGCAACUACUGGGUAGAGGUCAGAUAAGAUGAUUAACAGAACCAGUGCUGCGUGUUUUUAAUGAAAUUUUACUGCAAAGAUUCACAGUAAAUGAUAAGUUUGACCAUUAGAUUUUUAUUUACAUCAUAAAAUAUUGUUUCAGUAUUUCUAUGAUGAGGUAGGGUGACCUUAAUGGACACAAACUCCCCAGGAGUAUGAAUGUACCUAAUGUAAUGGCACAGUGCUUUUUGCUUUAGAUGUAAUCAAGAGGAAUUAAAUCAAACCAAGUGUACAGGAAAGUGUCCUCCUGAUUAAAAAAAUGUCUCUUCAAUCAAAAUUAUUUUUUCUGUUUGUCCCAAGUGCACUUAAUUGAUAAUUAUGCACCAGAUUGUAAAACUGAUUUACUCAGUCCUCAGCUGUUAAAGUGGUCCAUUGUGCACAGUUGCUGUCCCCCCCAGGUUAUCUAAAGUUUAAUUCAAAAGGCCUUUUGGAUUAAACUUUGCAUCACUGGGACCUUGAUGACUGAGAGCCUUCACUUCCAUGACUCUCCCUGAGGUCGUCGCCCCAGCUGUGGAUGUAUUUUAAAGGUUUUUUGACCGUAAAAAUGACUUUCAAACUGCACAGAUAGUACGUUUUUUUGUGGGGGUUAUUGCUAAAGGCAGCUUUUGUGUAACAAGCUUGUUCUACAACACUCCAAGGUUAAUGACACUCUAAAGAGUAUUUAAUUUGCUAUGUUCCAGCUAACAAAGAAGACAUUUUGCACGCUUGUCCCAUUGUUCCAACAAUUCAUGUGUAACUUAAGUUUUAUUGACCAUGCACUCAAGGCUGGAAUAAUAGAGUGAAAUUAUACACCGGUGUUUCAAUGAACCACACUCCUAUAUAAAAAAAUCCACACCGCUGUGUAACGCUAUCCCCUUAUCCUUUUUAUUUUUUUCUUGAAUCACUUCUUUGCAUCUCUAUGUUCUUGCAUGUCCACUGCAUAAUGGAGAACAUUUUUAUCCUUACUCUCAUUUUUCUUCAUUUGGAUGAAUACAAGUCUACUGUCGAAUGAUAUAAAGCCUAUCUCACAGUGCCAUUCAAUGGAAAAGGGCAAAACUUACAUAACUCAUAAAUGAAAGGAUCACAGCAGGCCUGACAUUAUUUGCUUUCUCCCCUACAAGUACUUUCACACUGCUCUACAUUCUGUAUACUCCAGCUAUCUCUAUUUCUGGGUAACACACCAUUCCUCCCUUUAUCUUACUCUCUUGACAUAUUUUAUUUAUUCUUUUUCGUCUUGGCCUUGUAAACCAGUGAACAAUUACAAGCUAAGCUGAAAGUGAGAGGUGCCGUGAUUCGAGACCACUUGGUGAUGAUAUAUCUUCUGUCUUUGUACACUAUCUGCUCUUCUCUUCCAACAGGCACAGACCAGACCCUUUUCAGACUGCACAAUGGCUUCAGUGUCAUUAGCAGCAAUGACAUGGUGAGGAGGUAAGAAAACCAGAGGGGGAGGUAGCUGUCAGCUCUCAGUGGCGCUGUGACAGAUGGACCCAGGGACAGGGGAAUACAGAGACAAUGAUAGCCUAAACUGGAGAGAUCAUCCCCCCCGUUCUCCCUUUCUCCCCCCUCAUAUCUCUCACUGGUUGUUUGUGUGAUAGCCCAAAGAGGAAAAGAUGAUCUCACUGAAGAUUGAGAUGUUUUCUGAAAUAAACCAAAGUCUUGUGUUCUGUCCCAGAAAGAGGGAGUGUUCAGCACAAAGCACAAAUUAUGACUCCUGCACGUCAGUUCAGUAGGAGUAUUAUGAACUUGUCACAUCCUUCCCAUUUUUUUUUUCUUGUUAGGGCUGCCAUUAUUCAAGUUAGAACACAGUGUCCGGUGAGUAGACAGUGCCAAGAAAUUGGAGUCUGAACAUGAUGGAAAGGGCCAGUAAGGAUAUUGCUGUCAGCUAGAAACAGGCAACUGUAACCAAUUGGAGCCCUGUAGCAAAGAGGGCCAGUGCUUUGUUGUCUGUCCUUAUCCCAAACUGAAAGAGCGGACUGAAUUCAUGUCCCUCUGGCACUGUUAUAGAAAGCCUAAAUUCUCUCCUAAGACUAAAACUUGGAGUAAACACGAGUGCUUCUUGAUGUUGAACUUGUCAAGAUGUCCAAAACUUGUGCAGAGUAGGACAAAGGUUGUAAUAUAUAGCAUACUUAGUGUAUAAAGAUUCUUAAGAGUCCUUAAGAAACCUUUCGGUAUCUCAAAAGUACUUUACUGUUCGCAAUAUGUCUUCCUCUCUAAUAUCUAUGCUAAAUUUGGAUCAUGGAUAGCUGUCAUACACUAUUAUUGUGCUUUAGGUCUUUUGUUUUUAUUCCUUGUUUUCUGCUCGAUAUAUUGGUAUCCUUAUUUAUGAAUAACACCUUUACUAUUAGACUUGAUUGUUUAAUUAAAGUGAAAUUUCAACUUGGCUGUAACAAACUUUUUUGUCAUUCCCACAGUUGCCUCCUGCAGGAAACAAAGGAUCGAGACAGCCAGGAGUUGUGUGAAUGCGUUCUGAAAUUAUGGACAGCUGUUUGUUCUGGAAAUGGUACGUUGAUAUUGAUGCUUUCUUGAAGGCAGAAGAUAAUACUGAUGAAAUCUUCUUUUUAGUGUGAUACUUAUGUCUUCUUUACUCCCUCAACAAGGCCAUGCUUCAGCAUAUUUAGAGCUCAAACAAACUGAUAUAAUCUGUUUAAAGUUAUUUACAAAGUAUACAUUUAACACAAGUUGAACAGCAAUGCUUAAAGGGAUAUUCCGGCGUAAAAUUAAUUCAGGGUCAACCACACCGUAACACGGAGUUAGACACCCCUUCGAGGGAUGAAUGUUGCCGACCUCUUGCUUCUCUAGUUAUACCAACUUUGGUAACAACUGCACAGUAGCAAUACACAGCGGUCAGUGUGACAGUGUGUUUGACCCUAAAUUAAUUUUACGCAAGAAUAUUCCUGUAAGUUGAUUCUUAAUGCAAGAAUAGAGACUUUGUGUUCAUGCGAUCCAGUUACCAGAGUGGGGAGCUGUCCAUUUGGGACAUAACAGAGUCCUGUGUCCAGUGAGGCAGUACAUGUUUCUUUUGUUUUCAGAUGAAAACCAGAAGAUGUUGAUGGCAUGCCCAGUCACCAGACAGUCCAUCAUUCAUUUGGUAGCAUCAGAGCAUGUUGCAGUACGGAGGGGAUGCCUGGCAUUGGUGUGUCUGUUCUCACAGACGCCACAUGGCAGAAGUUUGGCCAUUGACAACCUGAAUAUGAACUUGUAAGACAGUCCUUCAUAUUAUAUUGUUAUCACACACACCUGAUAAGACCUAUAAUGCAGGAUUUCUCAAUCCCACCUCUAUGAUCCUUAGUCUGCCCAGAGCAAUAUUUGUGGGAUUUUCAGUCCAAUUGCCAUGUCCAUGGAAUGAGAUUUUAAAAUUAAUGUUUAUUGUUGCUCUGGGACCUAGUUUCAAAUUUACAAUAAGAGGCCCAAGUGACUUCAUAUUAUAUUUAGGUCUGAUAAUAUCGAUGUUACGGCCAAAUGGAUUUCCAGAGAAUUAUACCUUUUGGCAUUGUUAUCAAAUUUAUUGGUCCAAAGGUGAACAACAUCAUUAUUUUGGUACAAAACGGUCACUGAUACCUUGAUGAUAUUCAUUACUUUUCUGUGUUCUCUUCCCCUUUUGCCUCUAAAUCCCUCUCUUUUACUGCUCUUCUCUUGAUCUGGAUCAAAAGGUUGGUGAGGAGCCUUAUGGUGUGCAUCUCAGAGCAAGAACAGCGGCGAGCGAACACAGCGGUUGAUAUUCUGGAGAAGUUUGCUGCAGAAAACAAGUACGACUGAUAUGAAGUUAACCCAAAACACCCAAAAAGUUAUUCUCCUUGCACACUAGAGAAGAAUCAUUUCAUUUCUGCAUGAAGACGCACUUCAUUUCACUUCCUGUAACUGCACAGAGUUAAGAUUUUGACCCACAAAGCAGUCUGUUAUCCUCCCAUAUGUGUAUCAAAGCACUUCAAAAACUCUUGUCACAUCAUACCAAGAGGGGUCCCAUGGGCAAUGGAAAGUGUGACAUCUUUAAUAAUUCAACAUGUUCAAUCCAGGUGCUAAAGUCGCUUCAAGGCAAAAGCCCUUUUUUAACCUGCUUCCCCUCCUGGUGCCUCAUGAAAAUGGACAUGGAAGAAGACUGUAGAGCACGGCAGGAAUAAGUCAAGGUGUCAAGCAGUGAAUAGAGGAGGUCCAGUUUUUCUUGUCUAUUGCUCAAAGAGAGUACCUCAACAAAAAGAGAAGUUAUAUCCAACAAAUUUCAUCUCCCUUUUCCUUUUUUUUGAAAGUUCAGCUGACCCACUGUGCAAUGCGACGUUGAAAUGACAUCUCAAUGUCUAAGAGAGGCCCAAUAAAGACGUCUAAAUCUCGGAUCCAUUUUGCACGUUGUGCCGACGUCUAGAUUUGGUCUUCAGAUGACGUCCAAAUUCCAAACACCAGAACGACAUCUGAAAAAAGUCCAUUUGGACGUCGAAAUUUCUAACCUAUUUUGCAUGUCGCACUGACAUCUAGAUGUGGUCUUUGACGGACGGACCCAAUAAUGACUUGAUCUGCACGUCUCUCGGGGAGGUGUAGAUGGAUAUUCUUAUUUUAAAUGAAAUUGAUACACAUCCGUAUCUCAUAUUGAUCCCAAGUUUCUGCUUUUAAGAUUGUAACAUUAAAUACAUUUGCAUAAUUCAUUUGUAUAAGAGAUGUCUAUGGCAACAUAUAGCUGUUGAGAAAUAACACACUGUUGCUAUGGGGUAUUGACCAAUCAGAAUCAAGUUUUUAACACAGCUUUAACUACAGAUUCAGAGCACAAAUCAGAGCAUCUGUGUAGUUCUACAUUUGUAAAACACCCCAAACAAUCUACAGAGCUACAAAAACCACAGCCUUUUCAACACUCAUUAUUACCCAUCUUAUCUUAUUUUCUCCACCAUCAUGCAUAUCACUAGAUUAAAGGUGAAUUCCUCAUAUGAACUAUAGUGUGUCUGUAUAACUGCACAGUAACGGUGUUUUAUCAUCUUUUACAGAUUUCUAAAACAGUUGAGGAAUACAGUAACAGCCUCUGUCAUCGUUCCACUGACAACAAUACUGGUAAGAUCCUGCUGAAAAACAGGACCUAACUGUGUUCAUUAUCUACAGGCGUGUCUGAAAAUGUACAUUUUUUCUUCACACCUUAGGAAAGUAUCAGUGCCACCAAUCGUCAUGUCCUUCCGUCAUUAAUAUCCACUGUUGACUGUUUGGCAAGAGAUGAUGUCAUCCGUCACAGUUUUGCCCAUGAUCCAGAGUGUUGGAAAGCGUUUCUGCUAGCUAUCGUAAGUAUCACUGCUAGGUGGUCCCUUUGCCUUGGACAGUACAAAUAGUUGAAUUCAGAUGCAAUAGGUUGACGAAAAGCUUUGGUGUAGUGUGACUGACAAAAGUAGAAAUAGUAGAUUUAAUCUAUCCAGAGUAUGCUCUUUUUUUUUUUUUACAGAGGCAGUGCAUUGAAAAUGAGUACAAAGAUGUACUCUACCCUCUGCUUGGUUUGAUCAUCAACCUGUCAACUAUCACAACACCAGCCAUUCGGGUAAAGCAAGUCAUGUUUAAUGUGUUUGCCUUCUGCUGUCCGAGUUACAUUUAAAUCUUGAAUUUAUGUGCCAUGGGUGCAAAAAACAAUUUUGUAUCCACAAUCAUCAGCUAUCUUCAUUGUUGGCACUUAAAUUUUGAUAAGAUGAAACCUUGUCUUUAUUAUUUAUUUAGAUUUUGACAGUGAAAUUUCCUCAUACUGCUGACACCCAAAAGGUUAAAAAUGUACUGUGUAGUAAAAAUAAAUGCAAUGGAAAAGGGAAGCAGAGGAGGGUCCUUGUGGUAAUAGGAUGUGACCUAAUCAGCCACCUAAUCAGAGGUGAAAUACAAGUGAAAAUUGAUUUUUUUUUUUUUUGUCCCCCUUUGUAGGAACAUGCUGUUUCACUCUGUGGUGGCUGCUGUCUGAGCCUGUUGAAGGAUAGUGAUGGAGGAGUCAUAACUGUGAGUAAACUUAACUGUAGCACAACACUACUGCACUCAGGAGGGUUAAUAAUAGUAAAAAAAAAGUCGAUUUUUACGUUUGUUUUGGCCAAAAAGUUAGAUCCCUCUCCAGUUGUUGGAGGUUGUUGCAGAAAAUUUCUCCUUGUUGGUUUUUCAACAAGUGCAUCCAUGACAUAAAUAAGAAAAGCAUCCAGUCAAGUAACUGUAGACAAACAGUAACCUGAAGUGAUUUACUAUGAAUGUGAGGUCUUCUUGAAGCCCUGUGAGAGCACUGGCCAAGGUGGUUGCAGCAAUCCACAUUAUACACUGAAUCCUGUAUGCGUGCCAUCACAUUUGAUUGAAAGUCUAGCUCCAGGUGCUGUUUGUGCAAAUGGUUGUUAAAGCACUUUCAUGCUGCUCAUGCAAAGCCCUUAGAGUCCUAUACUUCUUCCCACCUUUCCCUGUAUUCCAUGUUAAUCCUCACUUUUUGCCUGGCUGGCAUUUUUCUUCCCUGUCACCUGGUGUCAACUUCCUUUUUAUGUCAUCAAUACUUUUCUAUUCUCUUGUUUCAUUUUUGUCAUGUCUUUACAUCACCUACCUUUAGAUUUUAAUGCAUCAUAAUGGUUUAGCUGUCGGAAUCCCAAUGGCUCAAGUCUAUAGUGUCCCCAUUGUUGUAGCUGUUCCAAUUCUUUGGUUGUUGUUGUUGUUAUUUUUAAAUAUGAAGUGUUAUCCCUCUUUAAGCAGGUGAAAGUAGAAUGCAUGCACAUGCCAAAGUAGGUGCUCUAUUUAACCGCUUAUCCUGCUUAAUCUUUCUGCUUCGCCUGCAAACUGCUUUGCAACCUGCUCCUCUUUUUUAUGGUGCCUGAUUUUACCCGUGUCAUUUGUAUUGUCACUGACGCCCUCUCUGUUCUGCACCCUGUGAUUCUUGCUGACUACUCACGCAGAAGUGCAAGGAGCUCGCAGAACAGAGUCACAUCACCAAGUACAACUUAUUUAGUGCAAAAGAAUAAGUUUCUUUAAAAGGAUGGUUGACGAUUGGAAACAGUUGGAAAAAAACUGAGCCGUUGAGCCAGAUUUGAAAAAAGCAUCCCCACACACAAAUCUGUCCCCUCUGUGCUCCACGAUAACUCCCCCCUGAACCUGUGUCGCCCUGGCAGAGCUCUCUCUACUGCUCGAAGAAUGCCCCAAUGUUUAUUCAAGUUAGAUUCCUUGUUUGGUCACAUUUCCCCUUUGUCUCUACCCUUUCUUCUGUCAGCUUGCGUUUUCUUCCCACUUUUGAUGGUGGGGCAAUCAGAAGUGUUUUUUUUUUUUUGCGUCCUUCUCCAUCACAGCUCCUGUAGCUAAGCUGCUACGCUACUUUUAGCAGUUCAGAGCUCUGAGGAGGGCCGGGAGAGUGGGAGGGGACAAGUCGGAACUAUGGGAGAGGGGUGUGUCGAAUACAGCGAGGUGAUUGGAUGGAGGAGACUGACCAAUAGAAGCUGUCCAGGACGGAUGGCUCCCAUUGGUCAAUGUUUUUGCAGCCCUGUACCUGCUAGGGUGAACGGAUUUUUUCCAUUCUUUUUUCUCUGUACUUUACGGAGAUCGCACUAUAGGACCAUGAUCGCCAUAUAAACGAGGGUCAUAAUAAUUACCAAUCUCUCCAAUCGUCAACCACGCCUUUAAAUAAAGUGGUCCUGAUUGAAGCUGACAACUUACCACUGUGGUAAAACAGAAGGUACCAAUUUAAUGAAAAGGUGCAGAAAAACUAAGAAAGGCUAACAGACACUCCAUCUAACAUGGCCUAUUAUUGAAUGUAAUCACUAUUACGGCUUCCAUGUGGGGAUACAUCUCCUCUUUUUCAUCAUCUGACAAACGUUAGACCAGUAUUUUGUGGCCUCUUACUUCUGUUUCCUUGAGAAAAACCUCUAAUAUGAUGUUAAGAUUGUGUCUUUCAUUCUGUGCCGAAAGGUAGAGCAGAGUAAGUUAAUUAGAGCCUAUUUUGUUUUUCAUUGUUCUCAAGAGACAGCCGAAAAAAGACAAAAAAAACAAACGUAAUCCCUUAGUAAUUUCAAUUACUCAACAUUAUUUCGUCUUUACUCAUAAUGAGACUCUAUUAAUUACUCAUUUGUAAACUCAAUACACUUUUUUUGUGGUUUGUCAAUUUUCUUAUACGACUUAAUUUUUGAAGGGAAAUUACCAAACUGCACCCCCACUUUCCUCUACACCCGAUAAUGUAUCCUUCUACAGAUUAUGCUUGCAACACAAAGCAGGCACCCAUGUGUGACUUUGCUCUAAUUCUUCCUAAUGUUUCAUAGCCCCAUGUUUUCUUUGAAUUAUCCUGCCUUUAAAAGGGUCACUGUGGUGCUAUACUAAUUGAAAUAGGGGCUCAGACAACUCUCUCACCAUCUUUACAAUGGACUCUGCAUUUUGUUGCAGCAAAAACACUUCAUAACACCUUGAGAUCUCAUGUCCUGAAACAAGUGUUUUUUUUUCUUUUUCCAUCCAAACUCUCCUCUGGGUUUAUAGAUUGUUUCUCAGCUGUCCUUCAGCUGAGGUUUCUUUUCAUCUUGCGCUUUCCUGCCUGUUUCUUUAUGUUUACAUCCUUCACUCUCUGUUUUUCUUGUUUUUUCAAUAAUCUCUUGUUCAAAUGCUGACAUCCUUCUUUGUCGGAUAGAGAGCCACAGGUGUGCUGAGCACUGUCCUUCCACAGUCUCCAGAGGCCGUCCAGCAUGUUAUUCAAGGGGGUGUGGUUAAGACAAUGCGCCGGCUGCUCAAGGUGCGUCACAGUAUUAACAGCUAGUUUUAAUAAAUACAUCAGCAGGUAUUUCUUCUUUAGUUGUGAAUAUAUUUUUUAUUUCUUGUUAGGGCUGGGGGAUAAAAUGAUGAUGGUAUUUAUCGAAAAUUGAUUUCCCUCGAUAUAAAUGUAAAACAUGGUCAAUAUGCUUUUCAAUUGUCGACAUUCUGCCAUGAUUAGCAAACAACUGCGUAGUAGCAGGCUGCAGCUACAUGCAGAAGUAGGGAUGGGAAUUGAUAAGAUUUUAUUGAUAUCGAUGCCAUUAUCGAUUCUCCUUAUCGAUUCAAUUCUUUCAUGAUUCCCUUAUCAAUGCCUUUCUUUGAUUAAAACAAAAAAAGUAGACUAUAAGUUUUCACCAUUAACUCAAAAUAACAGAAAAGAUGUAUGCCACCUUCAGUGAGAGUAUCAAAAAAAAUCAAACAACAAACUAUUUGUAGAGGAUUUACUUUGGUAGGUAUGAAGUCAAAUUAGGGUGACCAUAUUCUAGAUCUGCAAAAUUUUAAGCCACACUUCAGAUCGUUUCUGCCUACUUUUUGUACCGUCCGCCAUGUUUUUUCCUCCAAGUCUCUGUUCUCAUUCACAUAGUCUGGCACUCGUGAAACUGUUUUUCAAGGCACCCCGAAGAAAGGAAUUGUUAAGGGAAUUGUCAAGAUAAAAUGUAAACAAUGUCGAUGGAUUGAACCAUUUCAAAACAAGAACUGGGUCUCGAUUCCCAUCCCUACGCAAAAGGUUACAAACCCCGAGUAGCGCAUGGAGCCCAUGGCACCUGUGUACCCGAAACAGCCGACCAUUCAGUCUACUUUCUCCAGCCCAACGCCUCACAACAAUAUGUCAAAGAGACACAAAGACCUCACAGAUGCAGUAGUUUAUGAAUUGCUAAAGACAUGCUACCAAUAAGCACUGUUAAAUUUCAUUUUUUAUAUCAUGAUAUAUAUCAAUAUCGACCGAUAUGAAAAAGAAUAUUGGAAUAAACUUUUUCCCAUAUCACCUAGCCCUGUUUCUCAUUAAACUUUCACUGUCUCCAAAGUUCAUAAUUCAUCACAUCUAUUUAAUAUCCUCUCAAACUUAUUCAACUAUGUGUCUGUCUUCAUAAUUUGCAGGGUCAUUAAUAACAAAGUUUGAGCAUAUCUGCAUAUGAGAAACUGGUGCAUCUAAUAUGAUUAUUAUUUUUUGUGUCUGCCUUCUCAGGGAACAGGACAGACUGCUAUUAAGUAUGCCAUCAAGACGCUAACAAUGUGCACUGCUGCCAGUCAGUUGGCACGGCAAGAGCUGGUGAAGUCUGAUAAGAGUGAGAAAUGAUUGACAUGUUUACACAACUUAUACAAGCUUUUUAUUACCCCCUGAAUAAUAUUUGAGGGCUGACCUAAUAUGCUAAUUCAAUGUGCAUCUGUGUGCUUGUGCUACAUUUGUAUGCAUUCUGCAUGUGUGUGAGUAAAGUGUGCAGUAGAUAAAUCCUAACAUGUCUUUUAUGUGUUUCCGAGUGCUAUUUCCUUCAUAUUUGUUUUUCUUUUGCCACAGAACUGUCCGUUUUAUGUCGUUUACUGGCGUCCAGCUGUGAUGAGAUGGUGACGGGCAAUGCAGCCCUGUGCUUGGCCCACUGCCUUGAGUUGGAGGGAAUUGCCAGUAACCUGCUGGGCACUGAUAUUGUGCGGCUACUUCUUCGCCACGCUGCAGGGGAUGCUAAGAGGGCGGCUGUGAAGCAAAAUGCUGCCAUUGCUCUUGGAAAGCUGUGUCGGUCUGAGCCCAGGUGCCCUCUCACCUCACUCCAUAAAACCACAUGUUGAUGAUUACAUCUAAAAAUCCUAGCCUGAAGGAAUAUUGAUAGACCACUUGAAAUGUCAUGAUGACAAGAGGGGGAAUAAGGUCGUAUGAUUUUAUUGGUUUGAUUCAAGAUGUUGAUAACAUAUGAGGCAGCUCAAAUUGUGUUGUUCGAUAAGAUCUGCUUCAUUUUAUGUGACAAUUAGUUAUUAUUAGAUAUUUAUAAACCCUUAAUUUGUAUUUUAAUUUUCAACUUUAUUCUGUGUUUUGAAUUGCAUGUGAUGUGAUAGUUUAUGUUCAUGGGCUAUCUCCUGAAAUGAGUCAUAGAAGAAAGCAUCAAAUGUAGGAAGACAUGAUCAAAACAGCUUAUCUACAUGUCUGCAGUUUCUCCUUUCCAUCCUCUGUUCAGUAUCUCAAUUUAUUCUGUAGUCAAAAAAACCCUAUUUUAUUACCUCUCUCAAAGGUGAAUGAAAUCAAUCACAUGCUUCGUUUAACAGUGCCGCUCUCGCCAAUAUACUUUACAGUGUUGCACAUCUGAUUGUGUGAGUGUAAUUGUAAUGUGGAAUUAUUUUUAAUGAUAGAGGAGAAACACUGCACCUCUGCUGUGACAACUAUUCUUAGUGUCCAAGACAACAAAUUCUCACAGGUGUAUUUAAAACACUGCCACUAUCCUUUCCUUUAAUACACUUUAUUUUUCUUUCUGUCGAUCGCAGACAUUUGGAGAAACUCAGAGAACUGCACGGCCUUGAGAUCCUGCACUCCUGUAUGAAGCUCAUCCCGUGAAUAAACGACAUAAUACUUGACACAAUCUCUUUGCUGCUCAUCAGUUUGAUUCUCUUCUGUAUUAAGUUUCAAGCUAUAAGGCCUGAGAUUUAUCCAAGUUUAUACAAAUAAUCCUGAGAGUCAUUCUUCAAAAAAACACCUAUUUUUGAAAUGGACGUGAGCCAUGAUAAUUAAAUAAACAUUUGUCUUUUUUGACAAAGCAAAUUAUCUGAAUGCAUAAUAAAUACUCUGCUGCAACAGCCAACGAUCAACAUUGAUUUGAUGUCUGAUAAGAAACAAAACUGAUUGAUUACAGUAAUAGCACUGUUACCAGGGGAAGAGCUACACAUAACAUGAAAUGACAUGAUAUUCUGCUGCUACAACAAACAUUUUGAACUAUUAUAGCCUGAGUUGUCAGACCAAAGCAAUUUGAAUAUAUAUAAUGCAAUAUGCCUCCUUCUCCAUCUAAAGUUGGAGCAAAUAGUAUUCUCCUAGCAUGCCUUUGUAGUUAUAUUUUUGUUGGCCAGUUAAUUCUGUGGUUGUUGUUUUUUUAAUGAAAUUAACUUCCCAGAAAUCA